This is a messenger RNA of Tauraco erythrolophus (red-crested turaco), 715 nucleotides long. NCBI's taxonomy places the organism in Eukaryota, Metazoa, Chordata, Aves, Musophagiformes, Musophagidae. The record is from RefSeq and is a predicted model, not a curated record.
UGCAGGUAAGACGAGGUGUCGGUGUCGAGUAGGAUGGAGGCGCCCCUGGUGAGCCUGGAGGAAGAGUUUGAGGAGGGGCCCGGGGACGAUGAGGGGACCCCGCAACGCACUGCGGACUCGGCGCUGGCCGAGCUGGAGAGCUUCUCAGCUGAGAUGAUGAGCUUCAAGUCGAUGGAGGACCUGGUGCAGGAGUUCGACGAGAAGCUCACCGUCUGCUUCCGCAACUACGAUGCUGCCACCGAGGGUCUGGCCCCUGUGCGGGGGCGUCUCCAGGCACAGGAGGAGGAGGAGCGCCUCCAGGACGAGGAGGUCUGGGAUGCUCUCACCGAUGGCUUCGCCCCUCGGGGCUCCCCCCGGCCCUGGCUGCUCCCUGAGACUGAGGGCCCCAAUGGCACCGACCCCCAGCUCUGCGAGAAGGAGGAGGAGGAGGAGGAGGAGCUCACUGAGAGGAGCGAGCAAGACUCGGGCAUUAACGAGGAGCCGCUGCUGACAGCUGAGCAGGUCAUCGAGGAGCUGGAGGAGCUGAUGCAGAGUUCGCCCGACCCCGAGGCUGACCCUGACGGUGAUGAGGAGGAAGAGGAGGAGGAGGAGGAGGAAGAGGAGGAGGAGGAAAAUGAGGCUGAUGGUGAAGGCGGUGGCGGGGGCACGGAGCCCAUCCUGCUGCGUGAGCUGCGUGCGUUCUCCCCUGCCUUCAACAACAACUGCUCCCAUGAAG